Molecule: messenger RNA, 3099 nt
Organism: Symbiodinium natans
Lineage: Eukaryota; Dinophyceae; Suessiales; Symbiodiniaceae
Source: the annotation of a GenBank genome assembly
AUGCGGCAUCUCUUCAUUGCCCCUGCUCUACUGCUGCUGCCAAGGCACUCGGCCAGCAAGGCUGCAGCACUGCAUGAAGGGCGCUGGGGCGAAGGUGCGAGCUGCUUCGACGCACACUGGCCACAGCUUCAGCUCGACAUAUCUCCAGAUGCAGAGCUUUCGCUUUGGAGAAGGGAAGACUUCGAGCAGGCCACUGCUCCACCCGGACAGCCGGAGACGUAUUCAGCAUGCUUCUUGCGGCGGCACCAGGUCCUCAUCGUGCAGCUCGACAUUUUGGAAUACACGGGCAAUCGGGCGAGUUACCUCCUGGAGAGGGAGAUCCACGUUUUGACCAAGUUCCUGGACCACCUGGAACGAAAUGUCGGGGAGGAACGCUGGGAAGCACUGACCGCAGGCGUUGCGGUAUGCAUACCUCGGCAUUGUGCGCAAGAAGAGGAUGCGGGUGUUCUGCGCAAGAGUAGCGUGGAGUACAUAGCCUAUGCAACCGGCUUUGGCGAUUCGUCAGUCUGGCUGCCAACGCCGCGCGAGCUGGACAUGAACAUUGUUGCCCAGUACUCAGCCUUCGCAAUGCCAGCCAAGUCAGCAUCACCGAAUGAAGUUCCAGGACCGGAGUUCGAAGGCGGUUGCAUCAUCGGACGGGUGCCAGUGACGGCUCGGCUCUGUUGGAGUGGAGCAGCGGCGAAUGAAGUACUCCUCGACCGCUUGCUUGUCGAUGGCUUUCCGGAAGCCGAGGGACAAUCUGCUGGCAGAAUCAGCGAGGUCAGCGAUGAGGCAUUCGACUUCUUGGGCAGCUUGCCGAGGAAGCGGAGACCACCCUGGCUUCUAUGUGAUGAUCCAAGCUUUCAUGAGGCUUGGCGAGAUUGGGGGCGCGUGCUACGGGAAUCACAGGUUGUCCAUUCCGGAAGGACACCGCGCACUUUGCUGGCUCACGCCGCGAAAAUCAUCGAGCUUUUUGCAACCGAAGCAUGGCAUUGGAUGGCCACGGUCUACUUGCAUUCCUUUGACCUGUGUGACUCUGACCACAUACCAGCAGACUGGAGGUGGAAUGGAGACGACUUCUGUGCAUACCACUACAUUAGAGACGGACAUUCGGACAGCUGGGGCGGCCGCCGCUGCUGGAAACGUUGGGCUCAGUUCUGUCCAUUCGGCUUUGUGGCCGCGCUGGCCGUCCGCUCGCGGGGGCUUCGGGAGAUUGGCGAGGAAGCUCGUGCUCUGGAGGACUUGCGCAUGGGUGGGGCGAUGCUUGGCAGCUGUGCGGAGUUCGACCUUGUAGGUGAGCUGUGGGGUGGUGCCAGAGAUCUUCAGUGGCACAUAGUUGCCGUCCAACGUCCGGAAACUUUGGCAGCACUGGAGGAAGUCACCGGCAGCCAAGGUGACCCGCUGAUUGACACCACUGAUGCUCAAAGGUUCGUCAUGUGGCACGCGCUGCAGUUGAACAGCCUUGUGCGCUUGCACUUGCGCGACGUGGCACGCGGGACAGAUCUGUCCAAGACACCGGCGCUGGCAAUGCUGGCCUAUCCGUCCUACUUAUCCUUGCUCAUCAUCCCGGCCCUGCUACAGGUGUGGCCAGACCUCGAGCUCUCCCUCUUUCGCUUGGGUCGGUGGAUGACGCAUGAAAAGUGUCCUGCCUGCGCCCAGCUCUACGAGGAGCGCUUCCUCCAUGAUGAGCCUGCACUUCAGGAGUUGCCCUUGGACUUCACAAGCCAGCCUGCCGGCAAUGUCGUUUGGUCGGCUGAUCCUGCUGAUCAUGGCGACUUCCUUGUCCGAUUGAGCACGCUCCUCUCGCAUCCAAGGAUGCAUGCUGGUGAGGUUUUGGUCUGCGCCGCUCCUCUUUGGCUUUGCGCCAGCCUGCUUCUGGUAAAUGCUCAGCGAAAGCCGCUUCUGUCCUUGUGCCUGAUGCGUCAUGACUUGGGUGGGCCGCCCGGCUUCACGGCCAGUCAGGCGAGGGAAGUUCUCCGACAGGACGUCGUGGAGCCUCUGGCCGCGGCCGUCACCGGUGGACGUCAACUCCGCAACCUCUGGGUGAGGGAAGACAUGGCCCGAUCUUAUGGGAACUUCGAGCUGGAGGAGUAUGACAACUUCCAUCCUUUCGUUUGGCUUCCGUCGCUCUACAUUGAAGACCGAUACUCUGGGUGCUACGACACGGCCGAUGUCGUCGUCAUGCGGGAGGGAUCGCUAGGUCGCUUUGCCCCAACCAUCCAUGGCCAUCUGUUCUUCAGCUUGCUGAUGCAGAUCGUUCCCUCCGUUGGCUGGAAACCUGCUUCACCCUGGAGAUUUCGGCUUCUGCCAUACACAACCGAGCGUCUCUCUUAUUCUGAGAUAGCUUCGCACCGAGCCGCUGUGUUCAUUCCGCGGGUGUGGUAUGGCAAGUUGACCUUUAAGGAUCUGGUUACCAUGGAAAUUCCCUUGUUCAUGCCAGAUCUUGAGCUCCAGGCAUCAAUCUCAACUUUGCACAGCGAAUGGGGCUGUGGUCGGUGGGCCCAACAUGAGACGUGGGCACAGAUGCUGUGCAAGGCGGUGCGUGUGACGCAUCGCUUGCCUCAAUCGUCAUUUUUCCGACAUCCGUAUGUGAAGCGCUUUGGCAGCGCAGUUGAUUUGGUUCGCCAGCUGGUGAUGAUGGACUGCGCUGCGCUGCUUCAAGUCAACCAAGAUGUUCGGCGAUGGAACUCGAUGUUGCUGCAGGAUGACUUGGCAUUCUGGCGAACAGCCAUCCAGGCACUAGCUUCUGGUUCUGGCGAGACUGCAAGUUCGGCGGUCGCUGAGGAGAUGGAUGCCUUUGCCAAACACAAGCAUCAUUUCGCUCUGCCCACUCUGCCCGCCCCCGUCGCCCUCUGCGAGCUACCGGCUGCAGCUCACUGCACAGUUCUGGAGGACCCUGCGAUGGACUCUUGCUGUGUGGAAGCUGCCAUCGUCGCAUCGCGUGCGGAAAGGAGAAGAUCGGUGCCGCAAGGUGCAGGUUCGACGAACGCCUCAGGGGAUGCCACGUGCUUGGCUCAGAUGGACUUGUGCCCAGAAGGCCAGCUGCUUUAUGGCGUUCAUCUGCUUCAAGACACACCAGUACAGUGGAAUGCAGUACGCCCAUCUCCAGAGCAUGUGUGA